Messenger RNA from Bombina bombina (fire-bellied toad), 2427 nucleotides. RefSeq names its product neural EGFL like 1 (gene NELL1). The record is from RefSeq and is a predicted model, not a curated record. Bases 1 to 2427 code for a protein of 808 amino acids. Gene Ontology annotation, molecular function: calcium ion binding; protein binding. The transcript has 20 exons. NCBI's taxonomy places the organism in Eukaryota, Metazoa, Chordata, Amphibia, Anura, Bombinatoridae.
AUGGAUAUAAUACUGGCUUUCUGGGCUUGUGUACUGACUUCUAAAGCAGUAGCGGGAUUUGGAACAGACCCCGACUUGCAAAUUGACAUAAUUAAAGAACUGGAACUCUUGAAUACCACAAAAGGAGUGACACAAGUAUUUGGAUUACACAAUGGAAGUAAAGCAUUUUUAUUUCAAGAUGUUGAAAGAGAAAUACAUGCAGCACCGCACAUGAGUGAAAAAGUCAUUCAGUUAUUUAGGAACAAAAGUGAAUUCACCUUCCUGGCUUCAAUCCAACAAAGAUCGUCAACAUCUGGCGUCAUUCUUUCUAUUCGUGAAUUAGAGCACAGUUUCUUUGAACUGGAGAGCAGUGGAUUGAGAGAUGAAAUUAGAUACCACUAUAGAUUCAAUGGCAAGUCAAGAACAGAGGCAUUUCCCUAUCGACUUGCAGAUGGCCAGUGGCAUAAAAUUGCACUUACAAUCAGUGCCUCUCAUGUCUUACUGCACGUGGACUGCAACAGGAUUUACGAACGUGUGAUAGACCCUCCUGAAACAAACAUUUCUCCAGGAAGCAGUUUGUGGCUUGGACAAAGAAACAGAAAACAUGGCUUCUUUAAGGGAGUUAUCCAGGAUGCGAAAAUCAUCUUUAUGCCCAAUGGAUAUAUAACUCAGUGCCCAAAUCUGAAUCGCACUUGCCCUACCUGCAGUGAUUUCCUGAGUUUGGUACAAGGAAUUAUGGAUUUACAAGAACUCUUGGCUAAAAUGACUGCAAAGUUAAAUUAUGCAGAGACCAGACUUAGCCAGUUGGAAAGCUGUCACUGUGAGAAAACUUGUCAAGUCCAUCAGCUGGUUUACCGGGAUAAAGACUCCUGGGUAGAAGACGAUCACUGCAGGAACUGCACAUGCAAGAAUGGAGCAGUGGAGUGCAGGAGAAUGCUAUGUCCGCCACUUAACUGUUCUUCGGAUUCGCUUCCAGUCCACGUCCCAGGGCAGUGCUGUAAAAUCUGCAGGCCCAAAUGUGUCUAUGGUGGCAGAGAAUUGGCAGAAGGUGAACGGAUCCUCAAUAAAAAUUGCAGAGAAUGUAAAAAUGGAGUUUUACAAAAAGUACUAGAACCCUGCCCGGUAUUGAACUGCACAGAGGAAGAUCAUAUUCUGCCAGAAAAUCAGUGUUGCAGUGUUUGCAGAGGGCAUAACUUUUGUGCUGAAGGGCACAGAUGUGGGGAGAAUUCAGAGUGCAAAAACUGGAAUACUAAAGCCACUUGUGAAUGCAAGAGUGGAUUUGUGCCAAUGCAGGGAAAUCCAACAUAUUGCGAAGACAUUGAUGAAUGUGCUGCCAAGAUGCAUUACUGCCAGUCCAAUACAGUUUGUGUCAACUUACCUGGUUCCUACCGCUGUGACUGUGUUUCUGGAUACAUAAGAGUCGAUGACUUCUCCUGCACAGAACAUGAUGAAUGUGUCAACGGACACACCAACUGUGAUGAGAAUGCAAUCUGCACUAAUUCUGUCAGGGGACAUAGCUGCACCUGCAAACCCGGAUAUGUGGGAAAUGGUACCAUCUGCAGGGCAUUCUGUGAAGAAGGAUGCAGAUAUGGGGGUACCUGUGUGGCUCCAAACAAAUGCCUCUGUCCCUCAGGAUUCACAGGAAGUCACUGUGAGAAAGAUAUUGAUGAGUGUGCAGAGGGGAUCACUGAAUGUCACAACCAUUCUCGCUGCGUUAACCUUCCGGGGUGGUACCACUGUGAGUGCAGAAGCGGUUUCCAUGACAAUGGGACCUAUUCAAUUUCUGGGGAGUCCUGUAUUGACAUUGAUGAAUGUGCCUUAAGAACACACACAUGUUGGAACGACUCUGUCUGUGUAAACUUAGAAGGAGGAUUUGAUUGCCUUUGUACGUCUGGACCAUCAUGCACCGGAGAUUGCCCACAUGAAGGGGGGCUAAAGCGUAAUGGGCAGGUUUGGACGUUAAAAGAAGACAGGUGCUCUGUAUGUUCAUGUAAGGAUGGGAAAAUAUUUUGUCGAAGAACAGCCUGUGAUUGCCAAAACCCUAGUGUUGAUCUUUACUGCUGCCCGGAGUGUGACACAAGAGUCACUAGCCAGUGUUUGGAUCAGUAUGGACAUAAACUUUACCACAGUGGAGACAACUGGACAUACAGCUGCCAGCAGUGCCGCUGCCUGGAAGGGGAAGUUGAUUGCUGGCCUCUGUCAUGUCCUGCACUGAACUGCGAAUAUACAGCAAUAUCUGAAGGUGAAUGCUGCCCACGCUGCGUCAGUGACCCGUGUUUAGCAGAUAACGUUACCUAUGACAUUAGGCAAACCUGCGAGGACACUCACGGGAUCACUAGACUAAGCGGAUCAAUAUGGACAAUGUCUGGAUCUCCCUGCACAACCUGCAAAUGCAAGAAUGGAAGUAUCUGCUGCUCAGUGGAUUUAGAAUGUCUUCACAAUAACUAA